UCUCUUCCGCCCCCAUCUUCUCCGUUCUCCAUGGCCUCCUUCCCAGUCAUCGUCUACUGUACAUCCCUCCCCAAGUUCUAGAAAUCUCUCUCCUCCCGGUUCCCCUGCUGCUCCUUCUCCAUUUUCUCCUACCACUGGAUCAACUUUGGCAUCCAACAACUUCACGGUCAAUUGUAGUCCAUCUACUCAGAAGAAAAAAGGCAAUGCCAAGGAUACCUAGAAGACUAUGGAACAUGAACUUCGAAGAUGAGGUUGACGAAAACGAGCAGGAAGAUGAAGAUAGCACACAAGGUCCUUCAAAGCUCAACACUCUACUUCCUGCAGGGAGACCAGAACUGAAUAGGUCAUUAAAAAUAAUAUGGCCAAAUGGAGCGACUAGAGAGGUUUUUACAAGUUUCCGAACUGCUGAACUGUGGAAUCUGAAUGGAGGAAGGGUACUAGUUGAAACUGAUGAGAAUGGGAUCCCAAAUCAAUGGUCUCAAUCCAUUCUCUCCUCAUACCUAGGAGAGCUAGCACAGAAUUCAUCAUUUGCACCAUUACACAUUCCAAGAUGGGAUAGCCGAUUGUUCAAAGGGCCAAAGGAACGUAUCAUCAAAGAUGUUGAGAAAAAAUUUGUGUACAGUGUGGAGACAAAAUUGUUCACUCGAGAUUGGAUCCUUAAGACUGUGAAUAAAAGAUGGAGAGACUACAAGUCAUACUUGAAGGCAAAAUACUAUAAUCCAGAUGAGAGAACCUUGGAGCAAAUUGAAAAAGACGUCCCAGAUAAUGUUAAUGAAAACCAAUGGAGUUCUCUGUUAGGACUAUGGUGCAGUGAUGCACACAAGAAAUUAUGUCGGACAAAUGCUGAAUCUGGAAAGAAGCAAAGGCAUCCACAUACAAGUGGGAGGAAAAGCCAUGCUAGACUAAAAAAGGAGAUGGAAGAUAGGAAGAAAGAAAAGGUCAGUAAAAUUGAUCUAUGGGAUGAGACUCAUAAGAAAAAGAAUGGGAACUAUGUCAAUCAGAAUGUGCAGAGACUUAUGGAUAAAGCUUUUGAAGAAAUAGAGAACAGAAGACAAAACAAUGGGGCACUUUGUUCUAGAGAUUAUGAUGAUGUAUUUGACAAAGUUAUAAGUAAAGAGCUUAAGGUUCAUGGGUACUAUGAUGAUCAGUACUGGAACCAAGGAUCUGAUACUGGUGUACAAUCAGAGGAGGAUAAAAUGCAUAGAAGGGACCUACAACUUGCUAUUUCUGAGUUUAAGGCUAUGCGUACAUUCCUAGAAAAAAAGUUUCCUGGAGAGGACUGGAAAAGCACAAGCACAGCUAUUGAAAAUACUACAGUUGAUGACAGGGUGGUCAAUGAAACUAUUUCAGCAGAGUAUUUCAAUGCUGGAGAAUCCAACUACGGCAUACCACCUUCAUCAACCAAUGAGCAGAUGCAUGUUGAAAAUUGUACUAUUGCUAGCAAGGGUUGUGUUGAGAACACCAAGGAAGUAAACGAGGAAUGCACAGAUGUUUCACUAUCUGCAAACGAAGAAGGGAUUCCUAUGGCACCUCAAAGCAAAGUACUGGAACAAAACAAAUCACUGCAGAAGCAAAAGAUGGUCUUGUUGUUUUCAACAAGGAAAAGAAAUAAAGGUCAAGUUGUUGCUAUUGGUAAUUUAAUAUCAAGAGAUAGCACCGAUGAGAUUGGAGGAGCUGUGCUUGGGGAUGGAUAUUUCUGUGUUGCUAUUCAAUGCCUUAACAAUGUUGAAGAUGAAAGAUUACCUCGACCUUAUGGAGAUAUUAAAACUGUAGAGGAUGCUGUAGGAAUGUGUGUUGCUUGGCCACGCACACAUAUUAAGAGAGUGAAGCCUAAAACCAAAAAGCGCACUUCAAAGGAGCAAUGAAGAAGAUUGUUCAAAAGGGCACUUCACUAAAGAUUUAAGGAGCAAUGAAGAAGCAUGCAUAUUGGAGUUGUUCUAGAAAUAUAUGUUUAGGAUAUCAAUUUGUUCAUCGAGAUGUCUUAGGAGAUUGUUCAAACGGACCUAAUUCGUUCCUUCAAUCCAUUUUGUAUUUAGUGAUUGCUUUGUAUGCUUGUUAUGAAGCACAAUCUUACUGAAUUUGUUUUUUAUAUAUAUACAUAAA
Phragmites australis (common reed) is the source of this 2103-nucleotide messenger RNA. RefSeq lists its product as uncharacterized. The record is from RefSeq and is a predicted model, not a curated record. The transcript is spliced from 12 exons. The coding region runs from base 204 to 1865 and encodes 553 amino acids. Lineage: Eukaryota; Viridiplantae; Streptophyta; Magnoliopsida; Poales; Poaceae.